GGGGCGGCGGACGCGCUCCGACUGCGCUGCUGACUGUACUGCAGCCCGGCCAGCAACAGGGAGCCGCUGCGAGGCAUGCAAAGAUCAUAUUUUCGUGAAGAAUACGUAGUCUACCUGGAAAACUGAUACUUGUCUGUCUCCCCCCAUUAUGAGCUCACGACGGAUCAACAGACAGGGCAGCAUGCAAUAUUGUCGACAUUUCUUAGCGGACAACGGUGCCUUUCACGUCGAACGAUGUAUGAGCGUGAUGCAAUCCGGGACCCAAAUGGUCAAGCUGAAGAGUGGGUCCAAAGGCCUUGUGCGGCUCUUCUACCUGGACGAGCACCGAUCCUGCAUACGCUGGCGACCCUCGCGGAAGAGCGAGAAGGCCAAGAUCACCAUCGACUCGCUCUACAAAGUGACAGAGGGCCGCCAGUCUGACAUCUUCCAUCGGUACGCCGAGGGGAACUUUGAUCCUGGCUGCUGCUUUACCAUUUAUCAUGGCAACCACAUGGAGUCCCUGGACGUGGUCACUUCCAACCCCGAAGAGGCACGCACCUGGGUCACGGGGCUCCGGUACCUCAUGGCUGGCAUCAGCGACGAGGACUCGCUGGCCAGGCGGCAGCGCACCCACGACCAGUGGAUGAAGCAGACCUUCGAGGAGGCAGACAAGAACGGAGAUGGUCUGCUGAAUAUCGAGGAGAUCUACCAAUUGCUACACAAGAUCAAUGUCAAUCUGCCCAGGAGAAAAGUCAAGCAGAUGUUCCAGGAGGCAGACACGGAUGACCAGCAGGGCACCCUCACCUAUGAGGAGUUCAACGUCUUCUACAAGAUGAUGUCCCUGCGUCGGGAUCUGUACCUCUUGAUGAUGGCGUACAGUGACAAGAAGGAGUACCUAACUGCUGAGGAGCUGGGAAACUUCCUGCGGAUGGAGCAGAAGAUGACCAGUGUCACCUUGGAAUAUUGCCUGGACAUCAUUGAUAAGUUUGAAGUUGCUGAUGACAACAAACAGAAAUUCUUUCUGGGUAUUGAAGGCUUUACCAACUUCAUGCGCAGUCCAACCUGCGACAUCUUCAACCCCCUGCACCACCAGGUGAACCAGGACAUGGACCAGCCGCUGUGUAAUUACUACGUGGCGUCGUCUCACAACACCUACCUGACUGGCGACCAGCUGCUGUCCCACUCCAAGGCUGACAUGUAUGCCUGGGUCCUUCAGAAUGGCUGCCGCUGCGUGGAAGUGGAUUGCUGGGACGGUCCCGACGGGGAUCCCAUGGUUCAGCAUGGCUACACCCUGACCUCCAAGAUCACGUUCAAGUCCGUCAUUGAGACCAUCAACAAGUAUGCCUUCAUCAACAACGAGUACCCCGUGAUUCUGUCCUUAGAGAAUCACUGUAGCAUCCAGCAACAGAAGAAGAUGGCCAGGUACCUGCAGGAGAUCCUGGGGGACAAGCUGGACCUUGGGCCAGUGAAUAUCAAGGAGAUGAAGCAGCUGCCCAGCCCCAACCUCCUGAAGGGAAAAAUCCUCAUUAAGGGCAAACGAUUGCCCCCGAACCUGUCCGCAGACGCAGAGGAGGGGGAGGUGUCUGAUGACGAUAGCGCUGAUGAGAUUGAGGACGGCUUCAAGCUGAAGAGCAGUAGCAACGGCCACAACCGGCACCAGGUGGAGUCCUUCAUCAGGAAGAAGCUGGACUCUCUGAUGAAGGAGUCCCAGAUCGGUGAUAAGGAGGACGCAGACAGCUUCUCCAUUCGAGCCCUUCUGCAGGCCACCCACAAAGGCCUCGACAGCAACUUCAAGCAGAAGGCCAGUCUGAAAGAAGGUGGAAAGAGAAGCCAGAGUCGAUCCUUCAUUAGCAACCUGAAGCAGAAGCGACACUCCAAAUCCCGGCUCAAGUGUCAGAGUGUGGACACAGAUGAAGAUGGGCAGCAAGACACAGGGCAGUUCCACAGGAGGAGAAGGAAGACCAUGAAACUGACCAGAGAUCUCUCUACCUUGGUGGUGUUCACCAACUCCAUCAUUGCCCACGAGAGCCUGGAAGAAAGCACCCCCGGGGACGUUCUGUCCUUCAGUGAGACGCAGGCCCAGCAUCUCGUCCACCAGCAGGCUGAGCGGUUUGUCCGCUUCAACCAGCAACAGCUGUCGCGUAUCUACCCUUCCGCAUACCGCAUCGACUCGAGCAACUUUAACCCGCAGACCUACUGGAACAUGGGCUGUCAGCUGGUGGCUCUCAACUACCAGACAGAGGGCCGUAUGAUGCAGCUGAACCAGGCGAAGUUCCAGGUGAAUGGUGACAGCGGCUACGUUCUCAAGCCGCCCCCCAUGUGUAAAGGGUCUUUUAACCCCUUCAGCAGUGACCCUCUCCCAGCUUAUCCCAAAAAGCAGCUCGUUCUCAAGAUCAUCAGUGGGCAGCAGUUACCCAAACCGCCAGACUCCAUGCUCGGGGACCGCGGAGAGAUCAUUGAUCCGUUUGUUGAGGUGGAAAUCAUAGGGCUGCCUAUCGACUGCUGCAAGGAGCAGACCAGGGUGGUGGACGACAACGGCUUUAACCCCGUCUGGGAGGAGACACUGUCCUUCACGCUGCACAUGGCUGAACUGGUCCUGGUCCGCUUCCUCGUGUGGGACCACGAUCCGAUCGGGAGAGACUUUGUGGGCCAGAGGACGGUGGCCUUCAGCAGCCUGAUGCCAGGUUACCGGCACGUCUAUCUGGAGGGUCUAACCGAAGCCUCAAUCUUCAUCCAUGUCGCCAUCCAUGACAUCUUUGGGAAGGGCCGACAGUUGCGGGGAAUCAAGGGCCUGUUUAGCCGGACCUCCAGGAGCUGUGUGGACACCCCCCUGGUGGGCCCCCCACUGUGCAAACGCUCCAUCAGCCAGCAACUGCUGCGGCGCACAGCGAGUGCCCCCGCCAAAGGCCGUAGGAAGACCAAGCGGGCACCAGCGCCGCCCACCGAGGGCGAGGAUACGGAGGGUGGGGCCCCACCCCGCCCGGGUCCGCCUCUACCCCGCCCUGCCUCUAUGCCCCUCGAUAAGCUUCUCCAGGACACCCUGACGCUCUCCUCCCCCAGGCAGGACGCCCCCGAGGCAGGAUCCAACACCCCGGCAGAAACAACCUCUGUCCUGAGGCCUCGCUCCUCCUCCUUGGACCUCCUCCUGGAGACCCCAUCUUCUUAUAUGGCCCGACCCAAAAGCCCUCCGCAUGUAGGAGGGGAAGCCAACCCAGCUGUCGGAGGUCCCCGCAUGGACAGACCCUGUGACCUCUCUCUGGGUGGCGAGCUGGACCGCCUGACCGAUAUCACAGAACCUACUCAGCACAGCACUGGCCAGAACCAGCCCAACGCUGGGCAGACAGUGGAGGAGGAUCAUUUACGGGGAGAGACUGUGUGUGGUGAAGAAGGCGUGACAGCCGAAAUGCUGGAGCCCAGUGCUGGGUCUGUGAACCGGGUCAAUCCGCUCAGUGAUUUGUCUCUGCAGGACAGCACAUUAUCACGGCUUAUAGAUGCUGUGUCCCUGGGCAACGACACCUGUGGGUCCAUAUCGGCGCUUAUCGGGCAGUUUGAUGUCACUGCAGAGCUGAGUAGUGUGGCCCUGCGGUCCAGCGACCAUGACGCCUCCCAGACCCCGUACCGGACCCUGGCCUGCGACCCCUGCCAACCCAGCGGCCCGUCGAAUUCAGUGCUGUUCUCCAGCCCGGAGACCACCGAUCCCACCAUCUACACCAUACUCAACGAGGAGGUGCUGUCGCCCAUCUCCGAGUUUAACCCAGGGGAGAACACUGUCCGGAGCCUCCAGAUGGGGUCUGAGGAGAGCACUCCUGUGGCCAGCCCAGCCUCCUCACCCGUAAAGCCUCUUCUUACCCAAAAGCCCCUCUUCUCGAGGAAGCAGGCCCCCUACAGCAGGGCUCUGGAGGUCCCAUGCGGGCAAGACCCCUGUUUUCGUCCCAUGGAUGUGCGGGAGGAGGUGACUUGGGGAAGUCAUGGUGGAUCGUUCCACAGCGCUGCCUCUGACCUCUUCCUGCUUUGCCAGGACUCAGCCGGCAGCAGCUUGAUGGAGAUCGAGAUCAACGUGGACGAGGAUCCGCUGGACACCACGCUGACCCCCGCCAGCCUCCCCCAUCAGUUAGCUGAGCCUCGCCCCUCCUCAACCUGUGGACCAUUGAACCACGGCCCCCUUCAUCAUAUCCCGGGCAACUUUCCCCUCUCCAGUACCAGGACUGACCCCCACCAUAGCCCCAAUAGCUGGAUCUAUGGGCCAACGCCUUGGCGGGCCAGUCAUCAGUCCAGGUGUGGGCAUCAGAUGGGUGACAAGCACCUACCUGCCCAGGGGACCGUUGGGCACCACAGUGGGCACCUCUCCUCCGGCAGCCGGCCAUUUCCUCUGAGAAUCAAUUCUUCCAUGGACCAGGUGGCCAGCAGGUCGUCCAAUGACUGGUCACAAGUCUCCAGGGUGGAAAAUGGCCACUUCCUGCAACAGGGUCACCCAGCUAUCACGUCCCUGUCCCCAAGCCCUGGCCCCUGCAAGUCUAAGAGCCUGGGCGACCUCACAUCUGAGGACAUCUCCUGCAACUUCGAGAGCAAGUACAAGUUCAUCAACCGCAGCUUUAUGGCGGCCAGAGCUCAGAGCGGCAGGCAGGCGUCUGGCCCGGCCAGAUGUCCGGCGCCAGCUGACCCCCUUACAGAGCAGCUGCGCCGACUGUUGUCCCUGGACCAGGACGAUCACUCCCAAAACCCAGCUUUGCUGACCGCCUCCCCCUUGCACCCCCUCUCCCGCAAGCUGUCGUCUCGCAGCCAAAGUCGGGUCCGGCACAUUGCCAGUCGCGCCCGUGAACGCCAGCAAGAAGCACUCAAGCCUCGGCCCACCUGCGCCUCCUACAGCACGACUGGGGUAGUGCUCCGCAGCAAGCCCGCCAACCCUACCCCCCCCGCUUGCCGCCACUCCACCGGCUCUUACAUCGCUGGGUACCUGGAGCACUCUGAGGGUCGGGGGCUUCCGGAAGGUUCCUGCGCCAGGUCCUUCUACGCCAAUGGAGACCGCUGCUGCCAUGGUGACACCGGCAUCCCAGAGGACUGGUGUCAGCCGUCAGAACCUGAAGUCUACUUCCUGCUUAGACUGUAGAUGUACUUCCUGUUCUGCCCUGAAGCACGAACGGGGAGUCCCCUGUGUUCUGUUGACUGAGGUCUUUCUGAAGUCUUCCCGUGUCUCUGUGCUGCACUGUAUGUACAAAUGAAUCUUGUAAUAAUUAAAUUAUGGAUAAUAGAUUAUGUGUGUAGGAACCUGCAUGAGACAGUGGAUGUAACCAGCAUGACUACGCUCCAUCCCAUGACUGUGUUGCUAGGCGCAGGACCUCCUGCCGGGCUUAGCACCCUGUGGAGUGAGAGCGUGGAGUGUCUUUCCCCCUCCUGAAUUUAACGUGGUUCACGUCUGUUUUGUUUCAAUCUGUAUUUUUAUAAUUGCUUUGAUAUCACAGAUUAUACAGCUUCGGUGGGGGGGGGUGCAUGAUUUUGGAAAACUCUGUACAGGCGUCAGGGAUGGCACUCCCGACUGAUGCAAUAAAACUGUGGAAUAUGAUGGAAGCGGAGAGGGCCCAGUGUGUCUGUGUGCCUCCCAGCGUCAGCAGGCGGCGGCCUCUAGGGGGCACCCCUCAGCGCAAAGCCCAAGGCC
Brienomyrus brachyistius is the source of this 5632-nucleotide messenger RNA. It is a transcript of the gene plch1, whose product is annotated as phospholipase C, eta 1. Gene Ontology annotation, biological process: phosphatidylinositol-mediated signaling; lipid metabolic process. Lineage: Eukaryota; Metazoa; Chordata; Actinopteri; Osteoglossiformes; Mormyridae. The record is from RefSeq and is a predicted model, not a curated record. The transcript is spliced from 23 exons. Bases 149 to 5086 code for a protein of 1645 amino acids. Gene Ontology annotation, molecular function: phosphatidylinositol-4,5-bisphosphate phospholipase C activity; calcium ion binding.